Molecule: messenger RNA, 4621 nt
Organism: Odocoileus virginianus texanus
Lineage: Eukaryota; Metazoa; Chordata; Mammalia; Artiodactyla; Cervidae
Gene: FAM124A
Product: family with sequence similarity 124 member A
Source: RefSeq, a predicted model, not a curated record
GAGUUGUUUGCCUGAGCCCCGGCCGCCAGACUCUCCGAGGGAGCCCCGCCAGCUCGCGCCGGGCCGGGUUGAGCUGGGCCGCCCGGGUCACGCCGGCGCUCGCGAGCGGAGCGCGGCGGGGAGUGCACCAUGGACCCCAAGGCGGGUGGCGGCGAGGAGGAUGACUGCGUGGACUCGGGCGCCGAGACUGGAGGGUCCGACUACAGCCAUGUGUCCUCCACCAGCAGUGAGUACUCCACGGAGGAGGCGCAGGACCCUUUCCUGGUCAGCAUCCACAUCAUCGCAGACCCAGGGGAAUCCCGCCCCCUGCAGGAGGCCAUCGACAAGGUCUUGGCAUGGAUCCACCCGGACCUCCCGCUGUUCAGGGUCUCGGAAAGGCGGGCGUGCCGCCGGCGGAGGAGGGCCCCCAAGGCGGCACAGCCGGCGCUGGCGGUGGUGCUCUUCCUGCAGGAGGAAUACGGCGAGGAGCCGAUCCUGCAGCUGCACCGCACGCUGCAGCGGCCGCCCUGGCGCCACCACCACACGGAGCGCGUGCCCAGCAGGUUCCUGCCCUACCUGCCCUGCAGCCAGGACUUCUUCACGCUGGCCCCGGGGACGCCUCUCUGGGCCAUCCGGCCCGUGCACUACGGCAAGGAGAUCGUGCGCUUCACCAUCUACUGUCGCCAUGACAACUACGCCGACAUCCUCAAGUUCUACGAGCUGAUCCUCAGGCGGAGCCCCAGUCAGAAGAAAGCGGACUUCUGCAUCUUCCCCAUUUUCUCCAAUCUGGACGUGGACAUCCAGUUCUCCCUCAAGAGACUGCCCUGUGACCAGACCCCGGUCCCCACCGACUCCUCCGUGCUGGAGUUCCGGGUCAGGGACAUCGGCGAGCUGGUGCCACUCUUGCCCAACCCUUGCAGCCCCAUCAGUGAGGGGCGCUGGCAGACCGAGGACCAUGACGGCAACAAGAUCCUUCUGCAGGCACAGAAGGGGCACAGGAAGCGCCCUAAACUCGGCAGGGCUCACCAGGCCUCAGAGCAGAAACCUGGCUCCACGUCUUCCCCGGGCGCCACUGCGCAGAGCCGGACCCCAGGCCGCCCGCAGCCACCACUGGACGCAUCACACCCGGGGCUCGGCCAGGCAGGUCCAUCUACCAGGCACCCGCAGGAAUUUGCCAGGCGUGCCACCUGCCCUCCCAGCCUGCCCUGGUCUUUCCAGAGAAGCAAGUCCUUGUUUUGUCUGCCCACCGGAGACCCCUCCCCGGCCAACGCGGCAGAAGCGCAGCGGUCUGCAAGCUCAGGCGGCGGAGGACAGAGGGCGCCGGAGCGGGGGCACGGCCACCUCCUCUCCAUCGAUGACCUGGAGGGGGCCCAGGAGACGGACGUGGACACCGGGCUGCGGCUCUCCUCCUCCGACCUGUCCGUGGUCUCUGCCUACUCGGCACCCAGCAGGUUUUGCAGCCCCGAGGAAGCACCGCGCCCCCCGGAACGAGGCAGCGGCCUCUGGUCAGAGCGCAGGGGCUUCAGAGAAGGACCCCUGCCCACUGGGGGCGGCGAGACCACGGGGGGCCCCUGGGCCACCCUCCCUCUCUUCAAAGGGCCUUCGGGCUCCUCGGCCACAGCCGUCACCGCUCCCCCAGCUUCAGACACCUCCUCGCUCACAGAGUCACCCCGAGAACACCCUUCCCAUGCCCCCCAGGCCGGGCAGACUGGCAGAGACGUCCCAGCACCCUCAGUGCUGGCCGGAUGCGGGGACAAUGACACGGAGGAAUUCUACAUCUGAGCACCCCCCACUCGUGUCUUUCAGAGCCACAGGCUCAGGUCCCACCUUGCCCUUCUGGGGUCUGGUGCCAUCGUGUUCUCAGCCCAGCUCCCCCAGGCCCGUCUGGAGUCUGAUGAUCUGUCUCAUGGGUCACUAACACCCUUGCAGGCCAGCCUUUCUCGCCCGUGAGGUGGUGUAUUUCUAGGGGCUCAAUGGCAUUUUAAGAGUCGAUAAAGACACUGGGAUUUUUAUGCAAAUAGAUUCUCAACAAACUUUUAGGUCAUAAAAUAUAUUUUUUAAAUACUCAAUUCCAUUUGGGAUAUGGUUUAAUGCACUUACCUAAUUUAAAUGCUUCCUAUAAUUAUUUGAAAAGAAAACCUAGUCAGCUGGAGCUGAUUGCACAAUUUUUCAUGACAUGAAGGAAAAACAACUAAAGCCAAAAUGCUCAAUGUGAGAAAGAUAGCAAGCAACUUGGAGGAGAGGUCAGUGCUCGUGAUGUAUACCUUAGUGGAUUCUCCGUUUCUGUUUACCCUACCAGGGAGCAGUGGCCCUGAGGAUUUCUAGGAACUGUUACAGUGAAAAGAGUCACCUUAGUAAAACAGUAGAUAUAUAAUCAGACUAUAGUAAGACCUCACUUCAGCACUCAUAUCACUACAGUGAUGCCACGCACCAUCCAAAAAUCAGCAUUUAUGCAAAAGUGGCUAAUAAGCUUUAUACAGAUUGAGCCCAAAUAACAGACUCUUGGUACAUCUAAAAUACGAUCUGAGCUCCAAGAACUAAAUUUAAAUGCACUUUUCAAACACAUGCACUGUAACAAGUCGGGAGUCUACAAAAGACCACUACCUGGAUUUAUUUGGACCACUGAGGAUAGAUCGUUCAUGCUUCCAUGUUUAAAUCCACAAUUUAAGGGCUAUCUAGACAGGUACAUGUAAAUGGGCCACUUUUUAUACUGCUUUCUCCAGUAAACAUGCAUUGUCAUUUUUUCAUUUUUAAACAAUUUGUAGCAGUUUUAACUGGCGUUUUCAUGGCACUGAGUCAUAAAUGCCCUCCCCUGUUCUCCAAGUGGGAAGCUUUACACAAGAUGCCGUCCUGAACCAACACUGCUGCCCGUGUGCAGAGGAGCCUGAGUUAAAGCUGGAGCUCUGACCUGACCUUGGUCUUGCCUGUGGUCGCCUGCCUCUGUCGCAGCGUGAAUGGUAUUCAAAUCUCGCGUCUCUCCCACUCCAGCAAGGGAAUGUUUACAAUCAGCAGUGCCAAGUGCUGGCAUCAGGAGCCACACCAAGCUGUCCCUGGUUGCCGUGCACCUUUGGAGAAGAAGAGUGUGGACUUGCCGAGGUCCCGUCCCACCCUGGUGCUCCUCGCCUGGAUGACUCAUGGCCCAGUUUACACCUCCCUGGAAGCAUCCACACCAGCCUUCAGAAUCCUCCUCAACACAAUCCUCCCAGCAGCCCUCACUAGUCAUCACACUUGAGCCAAAGUCUUUGCUGUCCCUGUAAUGAGAACCUUCGCUCCUACCCCGAACAGCCUGGACACUCCAGGAUUGUUGUUGUUUAGUCACUAAGUUGUGUCUGACUCUUUGUGACCCCAUGGACUAUAGCCCGCCAGGUUCCUCUGUCCAUGGGAUUCUCCAGGCAAGAAUACUGGAGCAGAGUGCCAUGCCCCCUCCAGGGGAUCUUCCCAACCCAGGGAUCAAACCUGUGUCUUCUCUGUCUCCUGCAUUGGCAGGUGGAUUCUUUACCACUGAGCCACCAGGGAAGCCCUUUCAGGACUACAGAUGACAAUACUGUACUCUGAUUUAAUUACAUAAAAUUAUGAUCUUUUAUAAUUCUACACCAGGAGUGAGCAAACUUUUUAUAAAGGGCUAAAUAAUAAAUAUUUUAGCCUUUGCCAGUCAUACGGUCUCUGUCGAAACUACUGAACUCUGUCAUGAUAGUGUGAAAGCAGCCAAGGAUAUGUAAAUGAAGGGAAGCGGCUGAGUUCCAAGAAAAUUUAUUUUACAAGAACAGGUGGAGGGUCAGAUUUGGCCUGAGAGUCAUAGUUGGCCAGCCCUUGUGUUUGACUGAGGUUGAUUUGAGACUUGAGAUCUCAGCCACAGUCAAUGAUGAAGAAUGGAGGUCUGCAUCCCUUUGUAGCUGUGAUGCCCAAGACCAAGAAAACACGCUCCUGGGACCACGCUGAUGACUACAGAACCACAGGGCUCAGAGCAGUAUGGGGCUUCUUUCUGCAGCAAUGAUGCCUAGAAAGUCACUGGCUUUCUACCUGCUGCUAGGAAAUGGGACUCACAGCCUGUAGCUGAGGAUGCAAAGCAACAUGCUAACCAUUCAGGUGCUGACGUAGCCCCCAAGGACCAGGAGGCAAGCUCAGGACAGUAAAGUCACUGGGGCAUCCAUGAGUGGAGCCAGCCAGGCGAUGGCUCCUCCAGUCUUCACCCUUCAGCAGCACCCUUAGCUCAGAACAUUCACACCCACACCCUACGGAUGCUUCGGAGCCAAUUCGGAUGCAGUCUGCCUUCACCCUUUCUCACUGACUCCCCCACUGCAGCACAGUGCAGUCUACCAAACUGAGCGCCAGCAAAGGGUGUCAGCAAACCUCUUCCACAACAGGAAAUGCAAGAUGCCCCCGUAACACAAGAAGGGAGAGAAGACCGCACAUCCUCACUCAGACUUGCCCCUCCCUGCAGACAGCAGUCUCUCUGGGGAGGAGGGGCUCCAGAGGCACUCCUGGGGCUCAGCUCCCCUUGCUGACCCACCUCCAGUGCUGUCCUCAUCCAGGAGGGCUCCUGAUACUCCCUGGGGAAUCCUCUCCCUUUCAGAUUAUUAUUGUGAUAGAUGCUUGCCGGCAUACAGUAGGUGCUCAAUAAAUUUGUUCAAUUUUUAAAAGC